CUGCGGCGACAUCUCCGAAAUUCAAAAUUAUCUAGUCGAAGUCUGUCGAAGUAAGCCCGAAGCAGGCCCGAAGUUCAUCGAACUUAUCCGAAGCUGAUAAGAAUUUACUCAAAGUACGCGAUUUAGACACCGGCAGUUUAUUUAUUUACGUUUUCGUGUUUUUGUUGAUAACAAAAUAAAUCACAUGGUUUUCAAUUCGUGUUAAUAAUUUUCAUGUUCGUGUAAAAAAUGAAUGAAUAUUUUGUUAAAUGAUUGAAAUAUUUCGUGUAAUACAAUGUGUGGAAUAGCUUGUGUACUUUGCUGCGAAAAUAGUACAGAGAGGACUUCUUCAACAAUUGACAAUAUUGUAAAAGAAUCAUUGAAGAGAAGAGGCCCAGAUUGCUCCGAUGAACGCUCAAUCUCAUUCGAUACCUGGAAAGGAUCAUUUUACGGAACUGUUCUGCAUACUCAAGGAUCCGAUCUAACUCCUCAGCCAGUUUACUCGUCCGAAAGUUUAUUCUUAUGGAAUGGUGACGUUUUCGACGGUUCUCUAAUUACUGAUAACGUUCUUCAUCACCAGUCUGAUACUUCGAUAUUGAAUCGUUGGCUAGAAAACAAUUCUGGCGAUGUGUUAAAAAUGAUCAAAAUGCUCCAAGGACCGUAUUCUUUCAUUUAUUUCGAUAUGAAACGAAGGCUUCUAUGGAUCAGUCGAGAUGCACUCGGUCGUCAUAGUUUACUGUGGGAUAUUGACGAUAUUUCGCUUUUAAUAUGUUCAGUUGGUCAUAAAGGUAUGAACACGCUGCUCGAAGUUCCUGCCGCAGGAGUGUUCUGUUUCGAAUUCGGAAAUGAUUCUAUUACGAAUAUUUCACUCUAUCCGUGGUCUCAUUUCGAUAAAAUUUCAUGUGAUUUACCAUCCACCGUUGUAAUCUCUGAUACCAAGCUGGAUUACUUUGAUUUCACUCCGAAAUGGAUCGAAUUUAAAACAUAUGAUUUUUUUAACGCAGAAUGUUCGGAAAAUUCAUCCCAUACGAUGGAUAAUCUACUCGAUAAUCCAGUUGUUCUCGAACUGGUCGAUAAACUGAUAGAUUUAUUAACGAAUUCCGUCCAGAAACGAGUCACAGUGCGGAGAAGCGUUUGCCGGAAUUGUUCUCCAGAUCAGUGCUCUGAUGACCAUGCAAAAGUUGGAGUACUUUUCUCAGGAGGUAUUGAUUCUACGAUAUUAGCUUACCUCGCGAAUAAAUUUGUACCGCAAGAGGAGCCUAUUGAUUUGAUGAACGUGGCAUUCGAUCAGAAAGGAUCGUUCAAUGUGCCUGAUCGUAAAACAGGCUUGUUAUCUUUGGACGAGAUACGUUCGUUGUGUCCUAAUCGUCGAUGGAAUUUUGUCGAGAUAAAUAUUUCUCGACUAGAACUGGCUGAGAAGCAACAAACACACAUUACUCAUUUGAUUCACCCCUUGAAAACGAUCUUAGAUGAAAGUCUAGGCAGUGCUUUAUGGUUCGCAUGUCGAGCAGAAGGACAUAUCGAUAAUGUACCGUACACUUCUUCAUCAAAGAUAAUAUUGCUCGGUAACGGCGCCGAUGAACAACUAGGAGGAUACACUCGUCAUCGAAACCUUCUCAAACGAACUGGCUGGAACGACUUGGGCAUUCAGUUGAUCAAAGAAACGAUUGAAAUUUCCAAACGAAAUCUAGGACGAGAUGAUCGAAUCGCCAGCGAUCAUGGUCGCCAACCUAGGUUCCCUUUUCUGGACGAAAAUGUUGUAUCAUUCUUGGCAGACCUGGCUCCGUGGCAAAAAUGUAAUCCUGUAUCUUUUCCUCCUGGAACUAGAGAUAAGCUGCUGUUGAGAUUAGUUGCGGUGAAAUUGGGCUUAAGGCAAUGUGCUUCUUUUCCUAAACGAGCGUUCCAGUUUGGAUGUCGAAUCGCUAAUUCGAAAGAGAAAGGGGAUAGUUGCAGUGAACGAUUAUAAAGCUUAAACUAGUACUUAUAUGUACGACCUACGACCAGCAUCUAUGGUUGUUCUUCUGUCCAGAGAGUACUCGUAUUUCCUCUUUCUCUCUCUUGUAAAAGUCAUGCUAGCUUUGCGAGAAGCUUUAUACCUACAAUGUUUCAGAAAAAAUUCUCGCAUUCGAGAGAAGUUUACAGAAUGAAAUGUUCAUAAUAAUGAUAAAUCUCAGUAAUGAAGAGGAGGUAGUUGAUUUCAAAAAUACCAUAACAGAUGUCCCCAAUACGAAUUUCAAAAUUGCAUCGGUUAUUCAAAAUUCCGAAUACGAAGUUGGCAAUGAACUAAACACAAGAAACACAAUCAGGAUAAUACCAAAAUCGUGCAUUGUUCUUGAAGCAAUUUUUCAAAUGAUUCAUCACAUAAAUCGGCGAUGAGGCCAGAAAUAUUAGAUCCUAUCUAGAUGAUUUUAUUUUCCUAAAUUUAAUUCUAAACAUUUGAAGGGCUAAUUGUGAAAGUCGCCUUAGUCAUUUUUUUGUUCACACAACUUUAAACAUUUUUUUUUCAUAUUUCAUCAAUUUUAAAGGGAAAAAUGAGUAUUGUAAUGCAUUCUGGGAUAGUUGAAGAUGUUUUUUUAAUACUUGACCAUGAAGUUUUUACAUUAUCACUGAAGCAGGACAACAAUGUUUUCAUUGAUUAUGUACAAAAAUCACUGCUGACUAAGGCGACUUUCACAAUUAGCCCUUCAUUUGAUUGGGCACUUGAAAGGUUCAAGUGAAAUUAUUU
This is a messenger RNA of Planococcus citri (citrus mealybug), 2704 nucleotides long. Its product is annotated as asparagine synthetase domain-containing protein 1-like. Bases 275 to 1945 code for a protein of 556 amino acids. Gene Ontology annotation, molecular function: asparagine synthase (glutamine-hydrolyzing) activity. The transcript is spliced from 10 exons. Lineage: Eukaryota; Metazoa; Arthropoda; Insecta; Hemiptera; Pseudococcidae. The record is from RefSeq and is a predicted model, not a curated record.